GGUUGUCUAACGAAUAUGGUCUAUAUAGCUCAUUUUUGGGUGCCUUCGUCUACAUUUUCAUCGGUAGUUGUAAAGAUGUUCCAAUGGGUCCUUCAGCUAUUUCAGCUUUGAUGACUAUGCAAGCCGUAAAAGGAAUGGGACCAGAAUAUGCCAUAUUACUUACUUUUUUAUCGGGAUUAACCCUGCUCAUUAUGGGGAUUCUAGGACUAGGUUUCAUCAUUGAUUUCGUGUCUGGUCCAGUAUCUUCCGGAUUCACUUCAGCAGUAGCUUUAAUUAUCGUGACCUCGCAGGUGAAAGACAUCUUAGGAAUCAAAGCCAGCGGGUCAACGUUUGUACAAACUUGGAAAAGUAUAAUAUCAGACAUUCAUAAUACCAAACCUUGGGAUGCCACUCUUGGAAUAGUUUGCAUAGCUGUUCUUCUCAUAUUGAGGAUAAUCAGCUCUCUGAAAAUUGGACCCACUGGCUGUGAUGAAGAACCAACCACUUUUCAGAAAAUUGUAAAUAAAUCGCUUUGGUUGAUUGGAACUGCUAGGAACGCCAUUCUAGUCAUCGUCUGUGGAUUCAUCGGACACUCUUUCUACCAGAACGGCCCGACACCAUUCGAAAUAAUAGGUACAGUUCCUCGAGGAUUACCGAAAGUUCGUGUUCCUCCCUUUGGAUACGACAAGGUAGUCAAUGGAACCAUUCAAACGGAGUCUUUCGUUACUAUGGUGUCGAAUUUGGGGAGCGCUAUAAUCGUGGUUCCGUUGAUUUUAAUUCUAGAGAAUAUUGCCGUAUGUAAGGCGUUCGCUAAUGGUAAAAUGGUCGAUGCCACCCAAGAAUUUUUAGCCAUAGGCAUCUGCAACAUGUUCAACUCCUUCGUCCAGGCAUUUCCUUCCACGGGAUCACUUUCCAGGAGUGCUGUCAGUAAUUCCAGUGGGGUACGAACUCCCCUUGGUGGGCUCUACACUAGUAUCCUGGUAGUAACAGCAUUGCUUUUCUUCACUCCAUACUUCUAUUUCAUUCCAAAAGCUACCCUAGCAGGAAUUAUUAUAGCAGCGGUUAUAUUCAUGGUUGAGGUUAAGGUUGUCAGGCCUAUGUGGAGGACGAAAAAACUUGACUUGAUGCUGGCUCUAAUCACAUUCAUAGCCUGCCUCGUACUUGCUUUAGAGAUUGGAAUAUUAGUUGGAAUUGGAAUCAAUUUGCUAUUCAUACUGUACCACGCUGCGAGGCCCAAAAUAACUGUUGAACGUUUAACGUCCAAAGGCGGCGUCGAAUACCUCAUGCUCACUCCUGACAGAUGCCUAAUCUUCCCCUCUGUCGACUAUGUCCGCAACCUAGUCACGAAACACAGCAUUCGACAGGCCCUUCCAGUCGUCAUAGACUGCUCCCACAUAUACGGCGCUGACUACACUGCUGCCACUGUCAUUGAAAUUUUGUCCCAAGAUUUCUCCGCGAGACUCCAGCCACUAUUCUUCUACAACCUGAAACCGUCUGUUUGUACUGUUUUCGAAGGUUUAUCUCCCAAGGAUUUCGUCGUUUAUUACAACGAAGAUGAUAUCGAUAUUCUGUUGAAGAAACGUGCCUAUGCGAAAAAGGAAUUGGAAAGCGUCAGCGGACAAGGAUAGUUUCUAUUUCUCUAAAUGAUACAGCAGAGUUCAUAAGGUUCUUCGGUAGAAGUCGUAAUAUCAAGUUUUAUUAUUAUUUACAUUCCGAAUUAACGUUUCGUUUAUUAUUUGUUGAUAAAGACUUUUGAACCUUGUACUGGAUCGUGAUAUGAAAUAUAACCGUUAACCAAUAUUUUUGCCAAGAUACUUCCGAACUUGAUAAGACAGACAUUAGUGUUUCAAUCUACUUCAACUUUCUGUCAGUUUUAAUGGUUCUUUGUGUAGAAGUAAAAAACAUAAAAAAUCCUGUCCAACUGAUGUGCGUUAUCAAAUGCAAAAGACUUUUUUAUACGAAUGCGUUAGUCGACAGAAAACUUUUUGCUGAAGAGGUGCAUAUAACAUUUUUGUCGACGUCAUCAAUUGCAGCAACUAUGAAUUAGUUAUACUCUUUUCAUAAAUGCUGGUAUGAGUUCCGUCAAGUUGCAACUUUGUAUUGAAAAUAGAAAACCUUCAUUUUUAACUUUAUAUUCACGACAUCAAUUCAAAACUUAUACUGUUUCUGUUUUUGUAAGUACUACUUCAAUUAAGUUAAUAUUAGUGUCAGUUUCGUCAUUUUUUUGUAUUUAUUUAUUUGGAUAACAUUAUUGUGUCGAGAGCAAUAUAUUGAAUGAUGUUGAAGUA
Molecule: messenger RNA, 2267 nt
Organism: Leptinotarsa decemlineata (Colorado potato beetle)
Lineage: Eukaryota; Metazoa; Arthropoda; Insecta; Coleoptera; Chrysomelidae
Product: Epidermal stripes and patches
Biological process (GO): transmembrane transport
Cellular component (GO): membrane
Source: RefSeq, a predicted model, not a curated record